AUGAUGACUAAUAUAUUCUGGGCAGACGCAAGAUCAGUAUUAGAUUACGACUACUUUGGUGAUGUGAUAUGUUUUGACACAACCUACAAGACAAAUAGUUACGGCAGACCAUUUGCAGUUUUUGUUGGUGUCAACCAUCAUAAGCAAACAGUGGUGUUUGGAGCAGCAUUAUUGUAUGAUGAAACAAAAGAAACAUUUGAAUGGUUGUUUGAAACAUUCAAAAAAGCCAUGUUAGGGAAAGAACCAAAGACAAUAUUGACCGAUCAGUGUGCAGCCAUUAUCGGUGCCAUUGACACUGUUUUUGCUAACUCAAUACAUCGUCUAUGUGUGUGGCACAUGUAUCAGAAUGCUGCAAAACAUUUGAGCCAUGUUUUUCAAGGUUCCAAGACGUUUAAGAAAGAUUUUGGCAAGUGUGUUUUUUAUUUUGAAGAAGUUGAUGAAUUUAUAGCAGCUUGGAAUCAUAUGCUAAAGGUGUAUAAUUUGGAAGACAAUGAGUGGCUACAUAGAUUAUUCAAGAGCAAAGAGAAGUGGGCUUUGGUUUAUGGUCGGCAAACCUUCUGUGCAGAUAUGAUAUCUACACAAAGAAGUGAGAGUCUCAAUGCAAUAUUGAAGCGAUAUUUGCAUGUUCGCCUUGAUCUAUUAGACUUCUUCAAGCACUACGAGAGGGCAGUGGAUGACAGGAGGUAUGCUGAACUGGAUAGUGAUUUCUAUGCAAGUCAAACGUCUCCCAAAGUUCCACGUGUGCGGAUGCUGAUACAAACUUCGAAGGAAUAUACACCAGCUAUGUUUGAAAUAUUUAGAGGAGAAUACGACAUGGUGAUGGGAUGUUGUUUGUACAAUAGUGGUCAUAGUGACUCUACUUUAGAAUUCAAAGUUAGUAAUACAGACCACCCCCGAAGCCAUCAGUUUACGGUGAAAUUUGAUCCUAAUGGUUCAAAGGUUUCAUGUUCAUGCAAAAAGUUUGAAUUUGUGGGGGUAUUGUGCCGUCAUGCAUUGAAGGUGUUGGAUCACAACAAUAUCAAGGAAUUGGCACCGGAAUAUAUUUUGAAAAGAUGGACAAGACAUGCAAAAACUGGACCAUCGGAUGCAAUCCAAAGGUGUGUUAAUGAUGAAGAAACUAGAGUUGUGCUAGCUAGACGGUACGGAUCAUUAUGUCGUUCUUACAACAACAUCUUGAGUAAAGCAGCAGGAAACGAAGAGGCAUAUGCACUGCUACAAAUUGCUUCAAUAGAUCUAAUGGAAAAGGUGGACCAGAUCAUGCAUGUAAAUCAGUCAAAAGAUAUGUCACCUAAUUGUGAACAAGCAGAGAAGCAACCAGUUGAAUCCAACAAAAAAAAUGAAGUCCAAGUACAGGGAGUAAAGAGAAAAGAAGCAGGAAGUAGCAACAAGCGGAACAAAUCUGGACUUGAAGAGAAGAAGAAUAAAACAAAGAAAGGUAUGCUAUAGCAAAAAAGAAAGGUUAUAUACAUAUAUAAUGUUAAUUAAAUUAUUCUAAUGUUUUAUUUCCAAAUAGGCCAAGCAACAAUGUACAAGAAUGGUGAUUUUGCUUCUGCAUCAUCUGAAGCAAAUCCUAGGUUCAGCGUUCCACUGACCCACAAUAAUUUAGCAGUAUUCGAGCAUUGUAUGCCUCAACUACCGCAGGGCGGGAACUAUAAUUUUCAAGAACUACCGGGCGCUAUGCCUCAACUACCACAGGGUGGGAACUAUAAUUUUCAAGCACUACCGGGCGCUAUGCCUCAACUACCGCAGGGUGGGAACUAUAAUUUUCAAGCACUACCGGGCGGGAACUACAAUCUGCAAGUAUUGCAGCGUGCAAUGCCUCACCUACCUCAGGCGAAUGCUACUUUUCAGCGGUCACUUGGUUUGCAACCACAACAACCAUAUUUCUAUAAUAACACUCAACCAAGUCAGGGUUCAGGUUCUGCAGCGUUAUCAGACUUGGGAUGGAUACCAUAUCAAAAUGACGAGCUGCCAAGCAGGGUCUCCGGUAGCCAAUCAAGUCAUCAACAAGAUAAUCCUUUUUAAUUGGCUACAUCUGAAGUUUGCUUGCCAGUAUU
Lolium perenne is the source of this 2057-nucleotide messenger RNA. Its product is annotated as protein FAR1-RELATED SEQUENCE 5-like. The record is from RefSeq and is a predicted model, not a curated record. Gene Ontology annotation, molecular function: zinc ion binding. Lineage: Eukaryota; Viridiplantae; Streptophyta; Magnoliopsida; Poales; Poaceae.